UUCCACCCUUCCUGAAAACAAACAACCAAACAACCAUCAAAACAGUCAUCACCACCAUCAUCAAAACUGUUAACAUAGCAGCGGCGGCGGCGGCGGCGGCAAACGUCACCCUCUGGCCACGGCGUCCGCCUAAAGGGAUGGUUUUCUCGGCGGAGCAGCUCUUUGCCGACCACCUUCUUCACUCGUGCUGAGCAGGAUUUUUGGGCUCUCCGGGGUUCGGGCUGGGAGCAGCUUCAUGACUACGCGGAGCGGGAGAGCGGCCACACCAUGCGAGCACAAAUUGAAGUGAUACCAUGCAAAAUUUGUGGCGAUAAGUCCUCCGGGAUCCACUACGGAGUCAUCACGUGCGAAGGCUGCAAGGGAUUCUUCAGGAGGAGCCAACAAAACAAUGCCUCUUACUCCUGCCCAAGGCAGAGAAACUGUUUAAUCGACAGAACCAACAGAAACCGUUGCCAACACUGCCGACUGCAGAAGUGUCUUGCCCUCGGGAUGUCGAGAGAUGCUGUGAAGUUCGGGAGGAUGUCCAAGAAGCAGAGGGACAGCCUGUACGCCGAGGUGCAGAAGCACCAGCAGCGGCUGCAGGAGCAGCGGCAGCAGCAGAGCGGGGAGGCGGAAGCCCUCGCCAGGGUCUACAGCGGCAGCAUCAGCAACGGCCUGGGCAACCUGAGCAACGAGGCCGGCGGCGCCUACGCCAACGGACACGUCAUCGACCUGCCCAAGUCCGAGGGUUAUUACAGCGUGGAUUCCGGCCAGCCGUCCCCUGAUCAGUCAGGACUUGACAUGACUGGAAUCAAACAGAUAAAGCAAGAACCUAUCUAUGACCUCACCUCCGUACCCAACUUGUUUACCUAUAGCUCUUUCAACAACGGGCAGCUAGCACCCGGGAUAACGAUGACUGAAAUCGAUCGAAUUGCACAGAACAUCAUUAAGUCCCACCUGGAGACGUGUCAGUACACCACGGAGGAGCUGCACCAGCUGGCAUGGCAGACCCACACCUACGAGGAAAUUAAAGCCUAUCAGAGCAAGUCUAGGGAAGCACUAUGGCAGCAAUGCGCCAUCCAGAUCACUCACGCCAUCCAGUAUGUGGUAGAGUUUGCAAAGCGGAUAACGGGCUUCAUGGAGCUCUGUCAAAAUGAUCAGAUUCUACUUCUGAAGUCAGGUUGCCUGGAAGUGGUUUUAGUGAGAAUGUGCCGUGCCUUCAACCCAUUAAACAACACUGUUCUGUUUGAAGGAAAAUAUGGAGGAAUGCAGAUGUUCAAGGCCUUAGGUUCUGAUGACCUAGUGAAUGAAGCAUUUGACUUUGCAAAGAAUUUGUGUUCCUUGCAGCUGACUGAGGAGGAGAUUGCUUUGUUCUCAUCUGCUGUUCUGAUAUCUCCAGACCGAGCCUGGCUGAUAGAACCAAGGAAGGUCCAGAAGCUUCAGGAAAAAAUUUAUUUUGCACUUCAACAUGUGAUUCAGAAGAAUCACCUGGAUGACGAGACCUUGGCAAAGUUAAUAGCCAAGAUACCAACCAUCACGGCGGUCUGCAACUUGCACGGGGAGAAGCUGCAGGUAUUUAAACAAUCACACCCAGACAUAGUGAAUACACUCUUUCCUCCAUUGUACAAGGAGCUCUUUAAUCCUGACUGUGCCACCGUCUGCAAAUGAAGGCAACGAGAGAACUGUCUCCUAGUCGUGGAAUGCGUCACCAUUAAGACAAAAGCAAUGUGUUCAUGAAGACUUAAGAAAAAUGUCACUACUGCAACAUUAGGAAUGUCCUGCACUUAAUAGAAUUAUUUUUCACCGCUACAGUUUGAAGAAUGUAAAUACGCACCUGAGUGGGGCUCUUUUAUUUGUUUGUUUUUGAAAUGACCAUAAAUAUACAAAUAUAGGACACUGGAUGUUAUCUUUUUUUUUUUUAAUUUUAUUUUAUUCAGGUAUGUUUUGGGAGACAACUGUUUAUAGAAUUUUAUUGUAGAUACGUACAAGAACAGAGCGGUACUUUACAUGAUUACUUUUCCUGUUAAUUGUUCAAAUAUAAUUUAAGAAAAUUCCACUUAAUAGGCUUACCUAUUUCUAUGUUUUUAGAUAGCUGAUGCAUGUGUAAAUUUGUAGCUGUCUUGGAAAGCACUGUGCAUGUAUGUAAUAAGCAUAUAAUAUCUGAGAAUAUUAUAUAUGACUAUUACUUAUACAUGCACAUGCACUGUGACCUAAAAUCCCAUACAUACUAACAAAGGAGGUUCAGUCAGGCUCUCUUAUAUUAUUUACCUUCUGUGUUAUAUGUUACCUUUAUGUUAGACAAUCAGGAUUUUGUUUUCCCAGCCAGAAUCUUCAACUAUCGUCGAUGGCAGGAUGGUACCAAUUCAGAGAUAACGUCUACAAAGGAAUAAAUAUAAUGCGCGGCCUCUGUAUAAGAACUCUGUUUCUAUCAGUGACAUCAAAGCCUUGUCAGGAUGGUAAAUCUCCGCGGGCGGGGGCCCCCGGGGGAAUAUUUGGAGCCAUUUUCCUGUUUUAAGAAUUCGGCCACAGAUAACGUUGUGGAGUCCAGGACUUUUUUGACCAAUCACUAUUUCCUAUUUUUCACCAGGACACAUAAAACACUUUUUUUUUUUUUCCUUUGGAUUUCAGGUGGGUAAAGAAACUGAUUUUGGUGCUCACUGUGUUGUCACCAGAGAAAUGCAGUCUGUAGGUUUGACCACCAGCAAUUUUUUUCUAAUAAAAUUAGAGUCACAGAGGAAACCAGAACCCAGGGCCCCGAUGCCAUUUCAUGUAGACAUUUUUUCUCUAACCUGUUGUGUCUGGGUUUGAUGUUUUUUGUUUUUUGAGGGUUUUUUGUUUUGUUUUGGGGGGCUUUUUUUGGCAACGAAGAGGUAGAAAGAGCUUGGUUCUUUAUAUUCACUCUCUUUGCUACAUUUGUUAGAAAAAGCAGCAAUAAAAGGGGAGGCAGGAUUUGAUAUGUCCUUCUAGUGGGGAGGGGGGUCCCCUCAUUUCUCUCAACUCCAAAGUGCUGUACUAUAAACACAGAGCAAGAACUUGACAGAUAACGAAAACACAUCGGACUUAUUCCGUAGAACUAAUACACCCCAAAGCCCAAACUAUUUCCUAUGCAGUUUGCAAUUAGAUCAUCCGUCUGGCCUGGGAUUCUUUCUUUUAGCAACUUGUCAAAAACACAGAAUACAAGAGGGGGAUAUGAGGCUUGGAGUAUUAAGACUUCCUAGUAUAAGUCUCACCUCUCCACCUGCUCCCCAAGCAAACUGAAUACCAGAAAAGCAUGAAUCCCAAGCAGCUUGUUCUGCCCGUGCUCCAGAGGCCCUAUGCCUUUGGUCUCAGCCGAUCCAAAAUUAAGAGUUUUUAAAAAGGAAGCCGGAGCAGAGCCUCAUGUAACUCAGUGACAUUCAAGCUCUCCUGUGAGUAAAGCCCAGCAGCCAGCUCCCGAGGACCCGCCCUUUUCUCCUCGUCAAACACACACGCACACCUGCUCGGUAAAGUUUCCAUCGGUGGAAACCUUGAUUUCCUUUUAAUCUCUGACGCUCUCCUGAAGUUACGUGGUCUUGAGAGCUGUCUCCGCAAGGCCACAAAACCCCUCGUUGAUGAUCAGACAGUAGUGCUAGUCUUUUCUCUAGAAAACAGAGCCUUUUCCCACUGCAUGAUUGAUGAAUGCUAAACCAAUGGGGAAAAACAAAAAGGCUUUAAAAUAAUGACUCUCUUUCUCAACUACUGUUAUAUUCAAUUAAUUUAACUACAUUGAACCAAAUUACCUUCGGUGUCUAAGAAGACAGCUGCAGACUGCUUAUUAUGUGGCUGUAGAGACUCCGUUCUUUUUGGUGUAAAUGUCACUCCUGCUAGCUCUUUGUAUAAAGAAUUAAUUCCAAGAGUCAUAUUUCCUUCUAAUGGAAAGAUUACUUUACUGAUUGCUAGGAAAACAGGGUAAUGGAAGGCGCUCAAUUAAACCAAGCCGUUUCCAAAUGCAAUGUAUGUUUUAUGAUUGGCUUGUGAUAGGCAAUGCUCAACAUGUCUGCUUGGUGUUUCCCUUUGAGCUUUGAACUUAUGUCAAAGUUUGUUUUCAUUGUUCUGUUGGCCUAGUGUUUUCCAUCGUCCGCCUGUAAUUCCCGCUCAGUUGCAAGGGGAAUCGUUUGUUUCCUCCAAUUUACCUUAGAGGGUUUAAAUUGGUUCUGUUGAUGAAGUGGCUGAGAAUUUUUUCCUCCCUGCCCCAUGGGUGAUGUAGGAAAAGGAUUGCUCCCCACAUUUGCCUCAGGAGGUACUCGAUUUGAAUGUGUUUGUCGUUUCUACUAGUGCAAGCAUUUCACUGGGACCGCAUGAACCUUUUGAAGCUAGGGGACAGGAAACAGCUAGCGACUGAACCAGAACAAAACAGUGGAAACGAGUACACGCUCAGCCCACUUCGAUUGAGAAAAGAGAUUUCCAUCUUUCGCCACAGUUGCCAAAUCUGUCCGUUAAAAGACCACCAAUCACAUUUUCAGUGGUAGCGACAAACGCCUUGAAAAGCUGCCUUUUUGAACAUCUCCUGUGACUACAUCUCGAGGUGUUUUGAAAUUUUGCUAAGAUCGCCUUUCCUUACCACAUGCAAUCUCUGUCCCUUCCCUACGAAGACUCCCAAAUGUUCACCACACCUUCAUGGUAAAACGGGCACUGGAAGAAAGAACCCAUGAUCUGUACGUUUCACUUCUUGCUUCGUAAAUGACAAUCACUGCUUGGCACAGAUAUUGCACUGUAACCACUCAGGGAUGUUUCAUUAAAAAAAAAAAAAGAAAAAGAAAAAAAAAAAGAAGGAGGGGAAAAAAAAAAA
Herpailurus yagouaroundi (jaguarundi) is the source of this 4786-nucleotide messenger RNA. RefSeq names its product RAR related orphan receptor B (gene RORB). Gene Ontology annotation, cellular component: nucleus. The transcript has 10 exons. Gene Ontology annotation, biological process: regulation of transcription by RNA polymerase II. The record is from RefSeq and is a predicted model, not a curated record. Bases 268 to 1647 code for a protein of 459 amino acids. Gene Ontology annotation, molecular function: melatonin receptor activity; nuclear receptor activity; zinc ion binding. Lineage: Eukaryota; Metazoa; Chordata; Mammalia; Carnivora; Felidae.